Jaculus jaculus (lesser Egyptian jerboa) is the source of this 7508-nucleotide messenger RNA. It is a transcript of the gene Amot, whose product is annotated as angiomotin. The record is from RefSeq and is a predicted model, not a curated record. The coding region runs from base 703 to 3870 and encodes 1055 amino acids. Gene Ontology annotation, cellular component: lamellipodium; plasma membrane; cytoplasmic vesicle. Gene Ontology annotation, molecular function: signaling receptor activity. Gene Ontology annotation, biological process: actin cytoskeleton organization; angiogenesis; establishment of cell polarity involved in ameboidal cell migration. The transcript is spliced from 14 exons. NCBI's taxonomy places the organism in Eukaryota, Metazoa, Chordata, Mammalia, Rodentia, Dipodidae.
UGCUCACCGCAAGAAGAAAAGCCACCCAUUCCUCCCCCUCCUCUACCUCCCAUCCUUUGCUCAUGAGCUGCCUUCAUAGCAGUCACGCCCCUUCCUUCCGAGGAGCUUUUUGGCUGCCUUAGCUGGUAGACCCCUGAAUUACUCCUCCAUCUCCGCUUCUUUUCCUUCUUCUCCCCUUAAUUCUCCCUGCCUUCCCCGCUACCACCACCUCUAGUUUGUCUCGCCUCCCACCAUCCGCUGCUCCACCCUCCGGCCCGGUAUCCUGCCUGUCCACUGCCACCAAGGAGAUCCCAGACGGAGCAGCGAAGAGGGGAGCCGCUGGGACCUGCGGCUUCCUCCCUGCCCAUUCCUGGCCUCUGGCCUGGGACUAAAGCCACUUGAGGGAGCAGGGAUAGUCGUCACCUUGUCUUCGUUGCCUCCAGGGCUGCUGAAAAGGAUAACUGAAACGAAAGUGCUUUUGACUCCUUACAACCAAGGCUGAGGAACUAAAGAGUGACCUGUUGUUGGACUCUUGGCGGCGCUUCCCCUGAACCUGAGUGUUAGGGGAGAGGGAAUCUGGUGCUGCGCUUUCUGGAGCUGUUCAUAAGCAAGAGUUCCCUAUCCUGAUCAAGGCUUCAAGCCUAAAAGAAAGCAGAAAUAGGUCAAGGGCAGCCCAGGUGCCCAAUUUCUCUCUCUCUUCACAAAGCCCCACCAGCAAUAGAGAUGAGAAAUUCUGAAGAUCAGCCAAGUGGAGGAACCACGGUAUUGCAGCGUCUACUACAAGAGCAGCUUCGCUAUGGCAAUCCUAGUGAAAAUCGCAAUCUGCUUGCCAUACACCAGCAAGCCACAGGCAAUGCCCCCCCAUUCUCCACUGGCAGUGGGAACCCAGGCCCACAGAAUGAUGUGCUGAGUCCCCAAGAGCAUCACCAACAGCUUGUGGCACAUGCUGCUCGACAGGAACCCCAGGGCCAAGAAAUUCAAUCAGAAAACAUCAUAAUGGAGAAACAGCUGUCCCCUCGAAUGCAGAAUAAUGAAGAACUCCCUACUUAUGAAGAAGCCAAGGUCCAGUCCCAGUACUUCCGGGGCCAACAGCAUGCUAGCGUUGGAGCUGCUUUCUAUGUCACUGGAGUCACCAACCAGAAGAUGAGGACCGAGGGGCGCCCAUCAGUUCAACGGCUCAAUCCUGGGAAGAUGCACCAGGAUGAAGGACUCAGAGACCUUAAGCAAGGGCAUGUCCGUUCCUUGAGUGAACGAUUGAUGCAGAUGUCACUGGCUACCAGCGGAGUUAAAGCCCAUCCACCUGUGACCAGCGCUCCCCUCUCUCCACCACAACCCAGUGACCUCUACAAGAAUCCCACAAAUUCCAGUGAAUUCUACAAGGCCCAAGGACCACCGCCCAAUCAGCAUAGCUUGAAGGGCAUGGAACACCGAGGCCCUCCACCAGAGUAUCCUUUCAAGGGCAUGCCACCACAGUCUGUAGUGUGCAAGCCCCAAGAGCCAGGGCACUUCUAUAGUGAGCAUCGCCUGAACCAGCCAGGGAGAGCAGAGGGGCAACUGAUGAGGUAUCAGCACCCCCCUGAAUAUGGCGCAGCCAGGCCAGCACAGGACAUCACAUUGUCGUUGUCAGCCAGGAACUCUCAGCCACACAGCCCUACUUCUUCUCUGACAUCAGGGAGUUCCUUGCCCUUGCUACAAUCUCCACCGUCUACCAGAUUGUCUUCAACUCAACACCCCUUGGUCUCAAACCAAGGAGACCACUCAGCUCACCUGCCUAGGCCGCAGCAGCAUUUCCUUCCUAAUCAAGGUCACCAAGGAGACCACUACCGUCUCUCUCAGCCCGGCUUGAGCCCUCCACCACCUCUGCAGCAGCCAGAAGUCUAUUCAGCUAUGCCUCGGGCACAGCAGUCCGCUUCUUAUCAGCCCAUGCCAGCUGAUCCUUUUGCCAUUGUCUCCAGAGCCCAGCAGAUGGUUGAGAUUCUCUCAGAUGAGAACCGAAACCUGAGGCAGGAGUUAGAUGGAUGCUAUGAGAAGGUGGCAAGACUACAGAAGGUGGAGACAGAAAUUCAGCGGGUCUCAGAGGCAUAUGAGAACCUAGUAAAGUCUUCUUCUAAGAGAGAGGCUUUGGAGAAAGCCAUGAGGAACAAGCUGGAGGGUGAGAUUCGGAGGAUGCACGAUUUCAACAGGGAUCUGAGAGAGCGUCUAGAGACUGCCAACAAGCAGCUGGCAGAGAAGGAGUAUGAGGGGUCAGAGGACACCAGGAAAACCAUCUCUCAGCUCUUUGCCAAAAAUAAAGAAAGCCAGCGGGAGAAGGAGAAGUUGGAAGCAGAGCUGGCUACUGCCCGGUCUACCAACGAGGAUCAAAGGCGACACAUUGAAAUCCGAGACCAGGCAUUAAGCAAUGCCCAGGCGAAGGUGGUGAAGCUGGAAGAAGAGCUGAAAAAGAAGCAAGUAUAUGUAGAUAAGGUGGAGAAGAUGCAGCAGGCCCUCGUGCAGCUCCAGGCAGCAUGUGAAAAGCGAGAGCAGCUGGAGCACCGACUCCGGACACGACUGGAGAGAGAAUUGGAAUCACUUAGGAUCCAGCAGCGCCAGGGCACCUCUCAGCCCACCAAUGUUUCAGAAUACAACGCAGCUGCACUGAUGGAGCUCCUUCGGGAGAAGGAGGAGAGGAUUCUGGCCCUGGAAGCUGAUAUGACAAAGUGGGAGCAAAAAUAUUUGGAGGAGAAUGUGAUGAGACAUUUCGCUCUGGAUGCUGCUGCAACUGUGGCUGCGCAGAGGGACACAACAGUCAUCAGCCACUCUCCUAACACCAGCUAUGACACAGCUCUGGAGGCUCGUAUCCAAAAGGAGGAGGAAGAAAUCUUGAUGGCCAAUAAGCGUUGCCUGGACAUGGAGGGCAGGAUUAAGACUCUUCAUGCCCAGAUUAUUGAGAAGGAUGCUAUGAUCAAAGUGCUGCAGCAGCGCUCCCGAAAGGAGCCAAGCAAGACAGAACAGCUCUCGUCCAUGAGGCCAGCAAAGUCUCUGAUGUCCAUUUCCAAUGCUGGUUCAGGCUUGCUCUCCCACUCAUCUACCCUGACUGGUACACCCAUCAUGGAGGAGAAACGUGAUGACAAAAGCUGGAAGGGGAGCUUAGGAAUUCUCCUGGGUACAGACUACCGUGCUGCUGAGUCUGUCCCAUCCACACCUUCACCUGUACCUCCAUCCACUCCCCUACUCUCAGCUCACUCCAAGACAGGCAGUCGAGACUGUAGCACCCAAACUGAACGUGGAACGGAAUCGAACAAAACUGCAGCUGUGGCUCCCAUCUCUGUCCCUGCUGCUGUUCCAGUUGCUGCUGCUGCCACUGCUGCCGCCAUCACUGCCACUGCUGCCACCAACACCACCAUUAUGGUAGCUGCUGCUCCGGUUGCUGCUGUGCCAGCUUCUGCUGCUGCUGUUGCUGCCGCUCCAUCUCCAGCCACUGCUGCCGCUAUUGCUGCUGCUCUUUCUCCAGCUUCUGCUGCUCAAAUUCCAGCUGCUACUUCUGCUGCUGCCUCUGCAACUGUUCCUGCUGCUUCUGCUGCCCCUGCCACUGUUCAGGUUGCUCCAGCUGCUUCGGCUCCAGUUCCAGCUCCAGCUCCGAUUCCGGCUCCAGCAACGGCUCCGGCUUCUGCUCCAGCUCAGACUCAGGCACCAGUUCCAUCUCCAACUGCAGCUCCAGUUUUGGCUCAAGCUGAGGUUCCUGCAAGUCCAGCUACUGGUUCUGGACCCCGUCGUUUGUCUACGCCAAAUCUGACAUACAAUUCGGACAAGCCAGAUGGUCCUGUUUUCCACUCCAGUACUCUGGAAAGAAAAACUCCCAUUCAGAUCCUGGGACAAGAACCUGAUGCAGAGAUGGUGGAAUAUCUCAUCUAAAAUGGCCCAAUCAAGAGCUGCAGUUGAUCAGCAAGAAUGCUUUUAAUCAUUUCCCCCUUUUGUUUGUUCUUACUCUGAGGGUGAAGACAAGGGUUGGGGUGGGGAUAUUUUUUAAUGGGACUUUAUUGGAAUAUUCUAGUACUUAAGUAAUCCCAUGUGAAUUCCAGUCUUUUCUGGAAUACUUAGGGAAUACCUCAAAAAAGAUAGAUGAAUUUGAAUAUCUUCUAAAGUUUAUUGUUGGGAUUUAUGCAAAUCUUGGACUGUUGACAGGAAAUGAUGUGCAUUGAUGUUUUUAAUGUGCUUACAUUGGUUUGAAAUUUCUCUAUUUGAGGUCAUUUUCAUUGAAGAGCACAGUAUGUGUGGAAGGCAAUGGGUAACAUGUAGUUCAGAAAUGGGAAGCCAGACAGAAUUUGAAGACAUGCUGCUUUGUCUGGUUAUUAACUAGACAGCAGUUACAGAAAGCUCUUAACUUUACGCUCAAGAAAAGGAAGUGUUUUCGAAGCUGUGGAAGCUGGAAAAAAAAAGUGUGGUGUAUUGGGGUGUAGAAGGGUGCUGGAAUCAGUUUUCUCUCCCAGUUGCCAGCCAUCCUGCCCCAGCAGAUUGUGUUUAAUCUCCAUUUCAAAUGGUGCUUUGGAAGUGGAUUCUUUUGGUUCCCUCCUGGAGGCUCAUACAUUCAUAUAUAUAUAUAUACUCUGGAGUAAUUUAUGCAUUUGAAUAAUUAAUAUAUUGCUUUCAGAUGCUAGGAGAGUAAAUGGACUGAGUGAUGUACAGCUUCCUGUCUCAUAGGGAGAAAGAUGUCAGAGGCCUUGAUGGAGGGUUGCAUGAGAUGCUGCAUGCAGACUUGUGGUCUGGCGUAGCUAUGAACAUGGCUCGCUUGAUUUUCAUAAGGCCAGUAGACUUAGUGUUUAUUUCUUCCACACCACAGAUUCACUGGUUAGGAUACUAGUCUUCAUUUGGCAGUAUUUGGCAAAAGGAGGAAGCAUUUUCAUUGACAGGCUGAGUGCUUUGUAUUUCUGGCAACUACUUUAAAAUGUUUCAUUUUGUUUCCCCACAUUCUCAUCAUGUGUCUUCAAAGACAUAUGUGACUACCACCUCCAAGGGAAUAGCAUCAGAAGUCCAAAGUACCAGGCUGCAGUCAUGGGAGAGGUUGAUUGCAGCAGUCUCCUUAACUACCUCUUCUCACUGCCAGUGACUCCAUCUUGGAAUCGGUUUGGGCAGCAGCAGGAAAUGUGCAUGUGGGUAGGGACCAGAGAAGGCUGCAGCCAAAAGCCUUGCCAUAGUGCUGCCUCUAAGGACACAGUGGGUGCUAUUUCCCACAGUUCCCUGCCCUGUGUCACAUCUCUGCCCUUAAUUAAGGUGAUAAAUCUAAAGAUAGUGUCAUUAAGAACAAUUUUCAGGGGUAUAGGGAGGGGGAGGGGACCUUAAGUAAAAGGGGUAGAGGUUUUAGGAAUAUGCUAGUUAGAAACCAGACUAAUAGAAGAGUAGCCUGAUAUAUUUACUUCAUGAGCUAUAGCAGUGGGAAGAAACAUUAGCAAUAUAGCCCAACCCUCUAAUUUUAGUGAUGAGGAAUCUGAGACUUGGAGAAGUUUAGUGACUUUUUCAAGAUCAUACAGCAUAUCUAUCCACAUUGUCGAUUACCAUGACUAUUUUUGGAAACAUUUAUCUACAAAAAAAAGAGUCUGUUUGAACAAAAGGCAUUCAUGGUCCAGGGUAUGCAUACUUUAUAAAAUGCCCCUGGUUUGAGUAAAUUGUCUAGGGUUCUAAACUCUUAGCUUGCCUUUUCCUGCAGUGCCUUGUACAAGGGUUUUCCUUUCUUGAUCCCUAUUUUAACAUUGAACCAUGUGAAAUGUGUCCCUAAGAAAUCAACCCCUCUUUUUUUCUCACUAUGAAAUUGAGAGUCUUGAGACAUUUUUAUGAGUUCCUCUGUGAAUAUAGGGCUGUUUUAUUUACCUAUAUUCUUUUGUAGUUCUGAAGUAUCUUCCAAAGGAAUUGUGUGUGUGUGGGUGUGUGUAUUUGGGUGUGUGUAUGUGAGUGUGGUAUGGGUGUGCAUGCUUAUAUAGAGUGGAGGGAAGGCAAUGUAACUUUCAACCAGUCUUUUCACAUAUUCAGUAACGAAGUGAUCGUCUCACACAAGAAGUCCUUAGUUACAAAGUGAAUGCCAAAUAGAAGUUAAAAGUACAGUCGUGCUUAUACUAUUCAAAAUACCUUUAGUUGUGAGGGGAACAACCCUUCAAAAAGUAGGAUCAGCAGGUAGCAAACAUAAGCAGAGCUACAUUCCAUCUAAGCAAAUACAUGAAAAUAAAACUAAAUUAUGUCAUUUCAUGGUAAUGACACUGACAGAAUUUUGCCUGGUUCUGGGAGCCAUGAUUGUAAUCACAUUGUGUAAGGUGACAGGCAUCAUGAAUUCCUUACUGAGUGACAACUAUCAUUUUGUUAGAAUUAGAAAAAUUAUGUGAUUGGGGUAAAGAAGAAAGUUCUUGCUGAAGUACUACUUUGAACUUUCCAAAACAUAUCUGCCCUCUCACAUCAGAAGCAGUCCCACUCUGUUCAGUUUUAAGUACCAGGUAAUUUGCCUAGAACAUUGUACAUCUAAGGAUUACUAUACUAGAAAAUAAAAAUUCUGCUUUGUCAGAAAACUCUUUACUAGAUAUUCUAAUCAUACAGGUGUAUGGAAGGCAUCUCAAGUUAGCCAAAUUUUUGCAGUUAUGUGGAAAGAAUGUUUGGGGGAUCUCUUGGGACUCCCAACUAUCUAUUCAUAUUACUAGAACCUCAUGUCAGGAGGGUGAACUUGUUGUCUUAACCUAUACUGCAUAAUGGCUGAUGAGAACCUUCUAAUUCAUUUGUACUUUGAUGCCCAUUGUCCAGGAAUGGUUCAUUAGAAAAAGCUUUACUUGAUACAAAAUUCCUGUUAACCAUGUUUUGGAAAUAAAUGCAGCUUGAGCUUAUUAUUUUUUUAAAUCAUAGAUACAUAUUGUUAUCAUAAAUGAAGGUUUUUAUUUCAGCGUUGCUUUUGGGUCUCAAGAGCAGCAGGGCAGUAGGGACUUGCAGCAUUUGCUAUUACCUGUAAUUAAAAAAAAAUACCAAGAGACCUGUUGUGUUCUCUUUUUGUUGGUACACUGUUGGAUGUGUCUAACAACUUGCUUUACAAGCUACUUUUUAUGAAGGGUCUAAAUGAUGUGGCAGCUUAAAGUGUAGACACAUGUGCUGACUUUGACAAAAAUAUUUUCAUGUUUGUUAUCACAAAUGUUCAUUCAUAUAUGGGAUGUGUUACUUAAAAUGGGGUUCUUCUGACUGAAAAUGCUUUCAAUGGAAGGCAUCAGAUGUGGGAUCACUGCCACCAAUUUAGCCCACCCCAAUCUUUAGAAACAUAUCUUAUAAGUGCCAUCCAUCAUUGCUAGGACAAGUGUUGGGAGCUUAUUUUCUUCUGGUAGAAAGAAUGGGUUACAUGAAGCUAUCAAACGACCUUCUGACCUCCUUUGGGAUUAAUGACAUAUGUUUGUAAAAUGGAUAGGUGGGGUUGGCAGAUGGUUAGAGAAGAAUUGCCUUUGGUUUGAAAUGUAUGUGAUCUCAUAAUGAUUGUGAUCCUAUUCUGUAAUCAAUGGAGCUAGUUCGAAUAAAGUUAAACAGGUUUAAACCCA